This is a messenger RNA of Eremothecium sinecaudum, 1323 nucleotides long. It is a transcript of the gene SPS1, whose product is annotated as putative serine/threonine protein kinase SPS1. The record is from RefSeq and is a predicted model, not a curated record. NCBI's taxonomy places the organism in Eukaryota, Fungi, Ascomycota, Saccharomycetes, Saccharomycetales, Saccharomycetaceae. Gene Ontology annotation, molecular function: ATP binding; protein kinase activity. Gene Ontology annotation, biological process: protein phosphorylation. Bases 1 to 1323 code for a protein of 440 amino acids. The transcript has a single exon.
AUGAGUAUUUUUUCGAACUCAGUACCACUUCCUUCAUCACCAGACCCCAGCACACAAUAUGAGAUAUUGCAAUGCAUAGGUCGUGGUAACUUCGGUGAUGUUUACAAAGCUAGGGAUUUAACAACUAAUGAGAUUGUUGCUAUAAAGGUCGUGAAUUUAGAGGAUACUGAUGAACCAAUAGACUUAUUAGCACAGGAAAUCUUUUUCCUUUCUGAAUUGAAGUCACCGUACAUUACAAACUACAAAACGGCGUUUCUAGUAGAUGUUUCGAUGUGGAUUGUAAUGGAAUAUUGCGGUGGUGGUUCAUGUGCAGAGCUUUUAAAGUAUACUCCAGAACAUAAAGUUACCGAAGAACAGUGCGCUUUUAUAGUAAGCGAGGUAUUGAUAGGUCUAGAUUACUUGCAUUCACAGAGGAAAAUUCAUAGGGAUAUCAAAUCAGCAAAUAUUUUGUUAACGGAUAAUGGACAGGUAAAAUUAGGCGACUUUGGUGUCAGCGGCCAAAUGAUGGUUACAAGAAAGAGAGAUACGUUUGUUGGGACACCAUUCUGGAUGGCUCCUGAGGUUAUUGACAGGAAUAAGCAAGGUUAUAAUGAGAUGGCAGAUAUUUGGUCCCUAGGGAUUACAGUAAUCGAAUUAUUGAUGGGACAUCCACCGUUGGAUAAAUACGAUGCUAUGAAAGCAUUAAUGGCCAUCCCUAAGAGGGAUCCUCCAAAAUUGGACAAGAAAUUCUCUUCUCAAGCAAGAGAUUUUGUCGCACAGUGUUUGAUAAAAGAUCCUUGCCAACGGCCAACUGCUUCGGAAUUACUAAAACAUAGGUUUGUAAAAAGGGUUCGACUAUGCAAUCUACGUGAUCAAGUAGAACUUGUAAAGAGGAAUAAAAUGAUCUCCUUUGCAACUCGUGAACCCAAGUUUCCUUUACUAAACAAACUUUACAAAACAGGCAAAAAAUCAUACCUAGGAACAUGGGACUUUGGUAUCAUGGAUUCUGCCUCACCUGAAUCCCAAAUUAGUCCGAUACUAUCCAGCACUUCUAAGACACCUGAGACAAACAUUACAGUUUCACCUACCUUGAACAAUUACUACGAGGAGAAGGCCAUUAAAGCCGCCGUGCCACCCCAAAAGGAAUUGAACUUCUUCAAGCAUGUUAUUCGUUACAGUCUAAGGCGUGUACGUGAUAGAGCACGCACCCAAGAGACGAAAGACGCUGUAGAUCAACUUUCUGUAGUUUUCGCCGAAAUAGAGCAAAACCACCCUGGAUUGAGCGAAGCUUUUACAGAAGAGGUUUCAAGAAGGAUGAGCUAUCUAAAACAAUACAUCACUUGA